Molecule: messenger RNA, 5134 nt
Organism: Dreissena polymorpha
Lineage: Eukaryota; Metazoa; Mollusca; Bivalvia; Myida; Dreissenidae
Product: acyl-protein thioesterase 1-like
Exons: 8
Coding region: 93-851 (252 amino acids)
Biological process (GO): protein depalmitoylation
Cellular component (GO): cytoplasm
Molecular function (GO): carboxylic ester hydrolase activity; palmitoyl-(protein) hydrolase activity
Source: RefSeq, a predicted model, not a curated record
CCACCAAUUGUAUGACGUUCUUCACAACUUCCGGGGAAAGCAGCAUCCCGAAGGGUUUUGCAUGAAUUAAUUAUAUCAUUCAGCUCGAUUUUAUGCUGAAUAAAGUCAAAAUAAAGUCAGUUUUGAGCGUUAGCCACCUUUUUCCAUAUAUUUUCUGUACAUGUAUGGGUGCAAGCUCAACUAAAACAAUGAGCGGAAAACCUUUCACCGUUGCGGCACAGGCGUCCAAGAACACGGCAACUUUGAUAUUUCUACAUGGGCUGGGUGAUACUGGACAAGGUUGGUCAGAAUCCUUCAGACAAAUGAAACUCAAGAAUGUGAAAUGUGUCUGCCCAAAUGCACCUGUCAGUCCUGUGACCCUUAACUAUGGAAUGAAGAUGCCCUCCUGGUUUGACAUCAAAGGUCUCAGUAUAGAAAGUGAUGAGGAUGAAGAAGGGAUAGUGGCUGCAUCAGAACUUUUAAAAAAAUUAAUAGCUGACGAAGAGAAGGCUGGUAUCUCGUCUGAGAACAUCUUUGUCGGUGGUUUCUCCCAGGGUGGGGCCGUUGCCAUGUAUACAGCGCUCACAUCCACUAAGAAGCUCGGAGGAGUUAUUGGUCUCAGCACAUGGUUACCGCUGCACAAAAAGUUCCCUAGCGUAUUCUCUGAAGUGAAUAAGGACAUUCCAACGUUUCAAGGUCAUGGGAACGCUGACCCCCUGGUGCCCCUCCCCUGGGGCCAGAUGUCCGGGGAGAAGAUCAAACAGAUGACAUCAAAGCACACCUUUCACACAUAUCAGAAUAUGGGCCACUCCUCAUGUGAACAGGAAAUGGAUGAUGUGAAAGAUUUUCUUACCUCCCUUGCAAGGGACUGAUCACCUGAAGUUUACCUCCCUUGCCAUGGACUGAUUACGUAACACUUACAUGUAGGUGCAAAUGUGAACAUAGUAAGAACAUCUGUGGUCGUAGAUCAGAAAGCAAUAGCACUUUCAUAGUAAUGGAAUGUUCCCAGUUUGAACUUGUUUGUGUCACCUAUUUUUGAAUUUGACUCAUGCAAUGUCUUGUUAUUUAAAGACUAUUUGAAUUGUCUAAGCAUCUUCCUUAGAAAUAUUAACCUACUAAGACCUGAAUUAGAAGUCUGUACUAUGCGUUCAUGUAAGUGGUUUUAGCUUUGAAUAAAAAAGAAACUUGGAUAAGACAAUUAUUUUAAUGCCCCCGGAUCGAAUGAUCGGGGGUAUAUUGUGUUUGGCCUGUCUGUCUGUCAUUGCACGUGUCUGUCUAUCAUUGUAUGUUUCUUUCACAAACUUUAACCUUGGUUAAACUUUAGCAAUAACUUUUGCAAUAUUGAAGAUAGCAACUUGAUAUUUGGCAUGCAUUUGUAUCUCAUGGAGCUGUACAUUUUGAGUGGUGAAAGGUCAAGGUCAUCCUUUAAGGUCAAAGGUCAAAUAUAUGGCUUCAAAGCGGCGCAGCAGGGGGCAUUGUGUUUCUAACAAACGCAUCUCUUCUUAAAAUAUGUGUAAAUGUUCUCAAUUCUUUCACCAUAUUAACCUUUCUGAGUUAAUUUUAACCUGUAGCAUACAUCAUUUAUCUCUGAAUUUGGCUUGUUUGUUUGUCAAAAUAACCAACAGGCGUGGAAUUUUCACACAGGAAAUUUAAGCAUUUAAUGUGAAAACCAGGUUGAAUUCAUCCAUAAAGACGUAUCCAACAGGACACUUCACUUUCAUAUUACUGUAAAAGUAAGUCUACCAUAAUUCAUCAGGAGGCAGAGGGGCUUAUCCUAAAUGAUUAUUUAGGCAUUGACAAUUAGCUAGGUUUUCCCACAACACGUCUUAAAUGAGAAUAUUGCUAGAGAGAUUUUUACAGGUUAAUGAUUUAUAAAUUGCCCACAUGUACAUUGUUUAUAUUUGUUAGUUUCCUUCCUUAUCAAAGUUGCUGUUGACUAUUUAUUUAGAUUUUAUAUGUGUAAUGUAUUAAUUGUCUUAUGAAAUAUUGAUGGAAGCUUGAUCAGCAUUGUUGAACAUAUCUUGUGGAAGAUAGGAAUGGAUAUUGUAACUGUAACUAUAAAAUGAUACAUUUCUGCAUGGUUUUCUUCUUUGUAGUAUUUUUUGUGCCAAUUAAUCACCUGUCUUUGUAUGUCAGUUAACUUUGUACCUUGUAUGAAUUAAACCGUGAUUUACUGUUAGUGAAAUGGACCUCCAUGUUCACAGUUUUCGCCUUUAAACUGGAUAGCCAAGGUCUUGAUAAAUUUUAUAAAUAUUUAAUGUGUUAUGUGAUUGUUCUGAAACAUUGUCGGUUAUUAGAUUUGUAAUAGUUCAAACAAUGAAUGCAAUGCUAUUGCUAUCUUUUAACCCGUUUAUGCCUAGCGUCUAGAAAAAAGGCCUUGGCAAAAAGCGUAGACCAAGAUGAGAUGCCGCAUAAUGCCGCGUCUCAUCCGGGUCUGUGCGUUAAGAAAUAUUCUUAAUAUAGAAAUAAAUAUACUAGACAUCCCUAAUUUUGGAAAUUAAUUGAUCCAAUUUAGAAGGAUAGGAGAGUCCACUAGGCAUAAAUGGGUUAAAUUAAGCAAUAUUUUUACUAUAAUUUUGUUACUGAUAACAUAAGCUUGUCUGAGAUUUUAUUUAAUAAAGAGGAUACACUCUUCAUAACGCACCUGCACACAGUUCUGAUGGUUCACUUCAAUAUUUAAAUUUCAGAUAUUUAUCAUUUAUUGUAUUAUACGAUGAUCUUACUCAUACAAAAAAAAAAAUAAUAUUGGCCAUGUUAUUGUGCCAUGUUUAUGUUGAUUUUUCACCUCAAAUCAAAUCACUGAAAAAAUACUAAAAUUCCUAAGAUUCAUCAAAUAAAUUACUCAGGCACUUGUUAAUAGUUUAAGGUAUUGAUAAUCCAGCCAUAAAUUAUUUGAAUAUAUAAACUGCUUUUGUAUAUUUUAAGCUCACCUGAUCACGAAAUACAAAUAAGUUGAUUCAAUGCACUUGUGUCUUGAAGAGUUAAAAAGAUCUGUUCUUUUCAAAAAAAGAAAUUCUCUCCACGUGAAAGGAAACCUUUCAAGCUUUUGAUAAACAUGACUUUAAAUUGACUUAAACUAAUAAGUUUAAUUGAAUUACAACAUGGAACUCUGCAGCCCUGAGUUUACUGUCACACUUCAGAUCUACAUGUACCUGUAUAUGACACUAGUAAUUGCAUAGACUGCUCCGAGUGCUCCCUAGCAAAAUUAAUUUACUGACUUUUAUUUAGGCGUCCGUUUGAAGCUGAGCUCCUUGUGUGCUGUGAUGUAUAACUGUACCUCUUGUUGCCAUCAAGUGUAUUCUUAGUACCAUGUUUUCAAGUGUUAACACCUUAAUUCAAGCUAAUUGUAUUGUGUUUAAAAAAAAUAACAUUGUUUUUUAUUUCCCUUCUUAUGGUGCACUUUCUUACGAACAUUAUAAACCCUGUUGUAAUUAAUAACAGCUUUUCUCAUGUUAGGGCAUUUUUGUUUCAAUUAUUUAAUAUAUAUUUUCAUUAAGUAAAUUGAAGAGUACACUAAAAACGAUUUGGUAAGUUGGAGACAUUUUCUUAUUUGGCACCUUUCUUUACACUGGCUUUAAAAACCUUAAAAACAUUAUUUUCUCUUCAUAUAGCUAUGUUUAAUGUUUGUCAGCUUUUCUUUUUUCUGACAGUUCGUAUAAAAUACUUACAAUACUUCUUGAAGUAGCCUUGAGUAUAUUUUCAUUUAAAUAUACUGUUGUCAAUUGUGGUGAAUAAAAAUCAUUAGCAAUGGAAGUGUAAAAUGUGUCAAAAUUACGGUAUGUUUUUUGAUGAAUGCUUUUUAUGUCCCCCACUAUAGUAGUGGGGGACAUAUUGUUUUUGCCCUGUCUGUUGGUUCGUUGGUCUUUAGGUUGGUCUGUUUGCACCAACUUUAACAUUUUGCAUAAACUUUUGCUAUAUUGAAUAUAGCAACUUGAUAUUUGGCAUGCAUGUGUAUCUCAUGGAGCUGCACAUUUUGAGUGGUGAAAGGUCAAGGUCAUCCUUCAAGGUCAGAGGUCAAAUAUAUGUGGCCAAAAUCGCUCAUUUUAUGAAUACUUUUGCAAUAUUGAAGAUAGCAACUUGAUAUUUGGCAUGCAUGUGUAUCUCAUGGAGCUGCACAUGUUGAGUGGUGAAAGGUCAAGGUCAUCCUUCAAGGUGAUAGGUCAAAUAUAUGUGGCCCAAAUCGCUUAUUUUAUGAAUACUUUUGCAAUAUUGAAGAUAGCAACUUGAUAUUUGGCAUGCAGGUGUAUCUCAUGGAGCUGCACAUUUUGAGUGGUGAAAGGUCAAGGUCAUCAUUCAAGGUCAGAGGUCAAACAUAUGUGGCCCAAAUCGCUUAUUUUAUGAAUACUUUUGCAAUAUUGAAGAUAGCAACUUGAUAUUUGGCAUGCAUGUGUAUCUCAAGGAGCUGCACAUUUUGAGUGGUAAAAGGUCAAGGUCAUCCUUCAAGGUCAAAUAUAUGGGUCAAAAUUGCUUAUGUUAUGUCUCUUCUGCAAUAUUGAAGCUAGCAAUUUUAUAUUUGAAAUGCAUGUGUAUCUCAUGGAGCUGCACAUUUUGAGUGGUGAAGGGUCAAGGUCAUCCUUCAAGGUCAAACGUCAUAUAGGGGCACAUUGUGUUUCUCAAACACAUCUUGUUCUUUUGCAAUUUUACACGUACUUGACGCUCUGCUGAUGUAUUGGGGACAUGAAGAAGAAUUGACAGAUGGGUUUGAGGGUAUUUAAUAAUGUUAAUGAAGUAACAUACAUGGUUUUAUGAAUACACAUAAUUUUUAAUAAGUUGUUCCUGCGGUUUUCACAAGAAAUGUGUAAACGACUAUUUGACAGUAUUUGAAUUGAUAAUUUAUUAACCUCGCAACAAGGACGGAACUCUUAAAAUAAUGUCAUAAUGUUUAAAGUGCACAAAAAAAGUUCAGUUCUGACUGGGAUAAAACUGAUUUUUGUUUAAGUAUGCUUGUUAACAUGUUUGCUGUAGUAGAAAAGUAGUGUUUUGAAAUAAAUUGUACAAUUUGCUUUAAAAUAUUGAAAUGCCACACCUGUAUGUGCAUUAAGUGUGUAGCUAUUGCAACAAUCAAUACACAUGGGCUGAAAGAUUUGGAAUUUAUCUGCAAUACGCAUUCUUACACAUGCGUACGCGAUUUAUGCUAAUAAAUACUUGAUUUACA